UAGACCCGAUAUCUGGCAUCGCACGUGUUCUGUGGGCUCUUGCAGGACACAACACAAGCCAGUGGUGAUGCUGCACAACAAACGUCACAAGUCAUGCCAUUCUGAGGACUCAUGCCCAGGGCGUGCACCUCCUGAGGACCUGGGUGUGGAUCAGACCACAUCGGAAGAUUCCUGCCCUGGUCAAGAAAUACUGCCUGACUCGCCUUCAGCAAGCUUUGUUGUCAUUGAGGAUGUGCAGGAUAAUGACAGCACGGUAGCUGACUCAGAGGCUGGGGAGGACAAGCUGCUGUCAGGACCAAGUCUGGUGAUUGGCCAGAAUGAGAUGCUGCUGCUUGAGAUGUUUGUGAGCCGGGUGGUGCAGGAGAUGGAGACACGCUACAUCUCUCGGAUGCUGGAGAUGGACAGCAAGGUGGACGCGCUGGCGCAUCUCUGCUCGGGCAUGGCCGACAAGCUGGACGCCGUGCUCGGACGGUCUGGCGGCGCCGACGCCGACGCCGAGCAGGCCGACACUGGCCGACGCUCCAGUCUGCCGGACAUCCAGACCAGGGUGGAGUCGCUGGUCCAGCUGUGCUCCAGCCUCUCGGACAAGAUGGACGCGGCUCUGCCGGGUCUGGGAACGGCCGUGCUGUGA
Molecule: messenger RNA, 631 nt
Organism: Pollicipes pollicipes
Lineage: Eukaryota; Metazoa; Arthropoda; Thecostraca; Pollicipedomorpha; Pollicipedidae
Exons: 6
Coding region: 68-631 (187 amino acids)
Source: RefSeq, a predicted model, not a curated record